UAUAAAUAGCUGUUUAACAAUGACACUCCCUCUCGGCUUUCCACUUAUUCAAGUGCAUCUACUCUGGGGAUCAGGUUUAAUAGAGAUCAACCACAACUUAUUCCUGCUUCGAAGAUGGCAAAUUACCGUUACGUUCCUCCGGACGAGUUUACUCCAGAGUCUCGGAUGAACUGGAUUCAUUUGGGCAGAGUAACGAAGUGGAUUCAAGAAGAAGAAGGAGUGGUAGAUAAAUUCACCCUCUUCCUUGAAGGCGAUCUUAAAGUUUACAUUUAUUUCCUUUCCCACGCCAUGUUUCGAGUGCGGUUCAACCCUGACCCCAAAGCUCCGUAUGUGAAGACUCGCUCUCCAGCCACUGAGGUGGAAAGGAUCGAGGCCUCCGACAUCAAAGUCAAGGAACAAGGUGGAUAUCUAAAGAUUGGCACCGACAAGAUCGAGAUCCAUGUCAAUUUGAAGAAAUACGCCCUGUCCGUGUACCGCGGUGGCCAGUUAAUUCACGGCGAUCCGAGUGACUACAACCUAGUCUAUGUGAAGCGUGAUGACGGUGGUGAGGCUACCGCUCAAUUCAAGAUAGCGCCGACCAAUGCUCAGUAUUUCGGAUUUGGAGAGAAGGCAGGUGCAACGCUUGAUAAGCGACGUGUUCCCAAACAGCAUUUCUAUGGCCAAUACGCAGGGGAAAACGAGAAGAUCGGAGCUGCCAUGACAUUUUUCAACUAUGACAACUUCGGCUACACUGCACCAGAUCUAACACCCGAUGGUGAGGUACAGGGGCCAUUAAAUCCUAAUUCUCCCUUAUAUCAGUCUUCACCGUUCUUCAUUGAGCACAAUCCAGAACCCAUCGGAGCAUUCGCCGGUCCUUCGUACGCCAACGGAAUCCUGAUCGAUAAUACUUCGCAGACAUUCGUGAAUUUUCGCCAGGGAGAUCAGUACUACUUCGGAGCAUUGCACGGGGAGCUUGAUUACUACUUCUUUGCUGGUAAGCACGUGGCUGAAGUACUGGACGAGUUCACCCAGCUGACCGGGCGCACUCAGCCGAAGCCAAAGUACGUAUUUGGCUACCACCAAGGAGGGUAUGGCCCCAACUACAACACCAAGUGGAAGCUACUGGAAGUGGCGCUCAAGUACCGUCAGUGGAAGAUUCCAAUUGACGGGCUCCAUGUGGAUGUGGAUUUGCAGGACAACUACCGCACUUUCACGCACAGCAAAAAGAAGUUUCCUGAUCCUAAAGAGAUGUUUGAUGCCUUGCACGAUUGGGGGUACAAAUGCAGCACAAACAUCACACCCAUCGUGAGCUGCAACACAGAUGAAAAUGGCGAGUACAGUCCGUACAAAGCCCUGGACACUGGAAAAGCCGGCGGCAUCUUUGUGAUGAACACAAGGGAAGAUGGCAGUGGCACCCAUGAUGAAUACAUCGGUAACGUGAACUAUGGGCGCGGUCAUCUGACCUGGGGACACUACCCUGAUCUGGGACGGCUGGAUGCACAGAAAUGGUGGGGCGAGCAGUACCGUGAUCUGUUAGACUGGGGAUUGGACUUCGUGUGGCAAGACAUGACCACUCCAGCAAUGAAAGCGAGUGUUCAUCAGCCUGACUGUUCCCUGCUGUCAUUUCCUAUGGAUAUAAUGAUCAGUGACAACGAGGAAACCAGGUACUCCAAAGUAAGCACCCAUCAUGACAAGAAACCAUUCGCCAAAAUCCGUUGUCUGUACAACUACAAUCUCUGCAAAGCCACUUACCAAGGACUGCAGCGUCUCCGACCAACCAAACGCCACUUCAUCAUCGCUCGUGGUGGCUUUGUCGGCGUCCAUCGCUAUGCUGGUCUGUGGACUGGGGAUAGUACAUCAAACUGGGAAUUCAUACAGAUGAACAUUCCAUUGGUGCUUGGCAUCGGCCUAUCUGCGCAGCCGGUCUCCGGCUGUGACAUUGGGGGCUUCUGUGCAGCAUGGCAAGGCCAGAUUGUGGAUUCCGAGAUGCUGACGCGCUGGACCAUAAUGGGAGCGUUUCUUCCUUGGUUUCGAAACCACUAUGAUAACUAUUACAAGCCAUACCAAGAGCCGUACUGCUAUGAAGAACCAGUCCCCACAAUCUGCCGAAAGUACAUUGAGUUGAGGUACAAACUUAUUCAGUACAUCUACGAUGCUAUGUAUGAGAACACGAAGACAGGUAAACCCAUCUGCCGGCCCCUGUUCAUGGAUGAGUACAAACCGGGAGAAUUCUAUAACGAUGCACGCGCAGAUGACCCGCAUGGGUGGGGAUAUAACGGUUACACGGCCAACCGAUUGGAUGAUCAGUUCUUCUUGGGUAAAGAUAUGAUGGUGGCACCCAUUGUCAAUCCAGGUCAAACGAGCCGUGCUGUCUACCUCCCCGCUGGGGGUCAGUGGUACCGUUUUACAGAUGACAAGUAUCCACUGGAGGAUACUGUCAAUGGUGGGGUGGAGUUCGAUUUCUACGCCCUUUGGGACGACCCUGCUAGAGAUAACUGUGCCAUUUACAUCCGAGAAGGCGCCAUUAUACCCAAGCGUGAGGUUGAGCAGUACAUUGGUGAGCUGUACCGUCACGGCAAGGUGAAUCCCAUCACGUUUAGUAUCUAUCCUGGCCGAGACAGCAGCUACAAGUUGUAUCUGGACGAUGACGGUGUGAGUAACAAGGCAGAGACCGCUGGCGAGUAUAGACUGACUGAAAUCAGUCAUCAAGGAAUUGCAGGAGGUCAGCGGAUUCGUAUCAAGCGUCUGCACGAUAAAUUCAAACCACGUGAGACGUACUACUACCUUGGAAUGCCGGGAACGAUUUGUCCGACCUCCGUCAAGGCUGCUGGGAAAACCUUGCCAAAGAAAACCGGAAACACGGACGAAGAGGCUGCGAAAGCCUUGGUGGACUCCACAGACACACCAGGAUCCUUUACUAUAAUAAUUCAUUGAAUACAACGUACAUAAAGAUCUUCGACACGAUGAACGACAUCACAGAAGACGUAGUAUUCUGAAAUGUUUGGAGAACGGACUGACAUUUUCCCGGCUAUCGCUCUGUCCUCGCUCGAACUGAACAGAAGAUAUGUUAGUUCGCAGACUGAGCGUGUUCAAUGAAAGUAAAUUGUAUUUCGUCAGUGGCUAUUCAAAA
This is a messenger RNA of Pocillopora damicornis (cauliflower coral), 3109 nucleotides long. RefSeq lists its product as uncharacterized. Gene Ontology annotation, biological process: carbohydrate metabolic process. The record is from RefSeq and is a predicted model, not a curated record. Gene Ontology annotation, molecular function: carbohydrate binding; hydrolase activity, hydrolyzing O-glycosyl compounds. Lineage: Eukaryota; Metazoa; Cnidaria; Anthozoa; Scleractinia; Pocilloporidae.